This is a messenger RNA of Uncinocarpus reesii 1704, 5613 nucleotides long. RefSeq lists its product as uncharacterized. NCBI's taxonomy places the organism in Eukaryota, Fungi, Ascomycota, Eurotiomycetes, Onygenales, Onygenaceae. The record is from RefSeq and is a predicted model, not a curated record. The coding region runs from base 1 to 5613 and encodes 1870 amino acids. The transcript is spliced from 5 exons. Gene Ontology annotation, molecular function: ATP-dependent chromatin remodeler activity; TBP-class protein binding; ATP hydrolysis activity.
AUGGGGUCGAGGCUCGAUCGCUUAGUCACUCUUUUGGAGACGGGGAGCACGCCAGUGAUCAGGAACACGGCUGCCCAGCAACUGGCUGACGUCCAGAAACAACAUCCAGAGGAACUGUUCAAUCUACUUGGCCGCAUUGUGCCGUAUCUUCGAUCAAGAUCUUGGGAAACGAGGACCGCCGCAGCCAAGGCAAUUGGCGGGAUCGUUGCCCAUGCACCCAAGUUUGAUCCAAAUGCCGACGACAGUCUACCCCCUAAAGAUGAGGAGAUUGAAAGAACCAAAUUAAAAAAGGAAAGGGACAACGCGGGUGGCUGUUUGGAUUUGGAAUCUCUGGACCUGGUUUCCAUCAUCAAACAUGGCCAGAAGCUGCUGGGAAGUGCCGGCAGAGACUAUGAGCUCUCCCUUGCCGGUUUGGAUGCCACAGCAAGAUUAGAGCAGCAGAAGAAAACGCUUGGCUGGCGCCUUGGUCUCGAGGGCGAAUACGCGGAAGACGACAGUGCUAAUGAUUACGACGUCAAUGACAGUGGCUUUUCCAAAUCACGCGGAGCAGGGUGUGCCCCGCCCCUGGAUACCUCUGUUUCGUCCCUGGUUCGCCAGCAUAGUCUGACGGCGCUUUCGCCGCAACCAGUUACUUCUCCGAAUGACCUUCAGACUCCUAUGAACGGCGAAGAACACGGCCUGAGCAAACGCCAAUUGAAUCAACUGAAACGGAAGCACAAGCAAUCAGCAAGGAUGGGGGGGCAUAAAAUCAGAGUUGUUGACCUCUCUUCUAGAAAAAAUUCCGAUAUUCCUGGAACUCCAGCUAGCACUACACCCCAUCCCAUCAAAAAAGAAAAUGGAGAGGAAAAUGAAGACGAGAAGAUCGAUUAUUUUUCUCUGAAACGCGAAGGGCCGGACGACGAUUCCAAGGUGGUUACCGAAUUCAAGGGUGCUGUGGUUCCGGAAAAGUCCUUCAUUCAAACUGAUUCUGAGGAGCAAAAUCUAGAGUGGCCGUACGAGCGUGUGUGCGAUUUCUUGAUGGUGGACUUAUUCGACCACAGCUGGGAGAUUCGGCACGGAGCCGCUAUGGGUCUUCGAGAAAUAAUUCGCGUUCAGGGAGCUGGCGCAGGCCGUCUAUGGGGAAGGUCGAGGGCGGAAAAUGACGAACUUAAUCACCGCUGGCUCAACGAUCUCGCCUGUAGACUUCUUUGCGUGUUCAUGCUGGACCGGUUUGGAGAUUAUAUCUCGGACAACGUCGUAGCGCCAAUUCGCGAAACAGUCGGGCAAACUCUAGGCGCACUGUUAUCCCACCUCCCUUCUCAGUCUGUUGUGUUGGUCUACCAAAUCCUCCAUAGGAUCGUGAUGCAAAAGGAUUUGGAUACCUUGAAACCGAUCUGGGAAGUCUGCCAUGGAGGAAUGAUUGGCUUAAAAUAUUUGGUUGCCGUUCGAAACGACAUUCUAUUCGAAGAUCCCACUGUCCUAGAUGGUGUUAUUGAGGCUGUGAUGAAAGGCUUGGUGAUUACGACGAUGACGUUCGUGCAGUUAGCGCCGCUACACGACCUCAGCGCGAGCACAGGUUCUGUGAUGGAUGUUCUCGUGAAGCUCUGCACAUUCCCACCGGUGCUGGAGGCAAUGAAGACCAAUGCCGCUCAUGACCCCGAAUCGUCGUUUGGGAAUCUCGUCCCUCGUUUGUUUCCUUUCCUUCGACAUACAAUUUCAAGCGUACGAUCUGCUGUUUUACGUGCUCUGCUCACGUUUUUGAAACUGGAGGAAGAAGGGCAAGAUUCAUGGGUGGACGGUAAAGCACUUAGACUUAUUUUUCAGAACCUGCUUGUCGAACGACAUGAAAGCGUCCUUAAGUUAUCCUUACAAGUUUGGACACAAUUGCUUAGAGUUCUUAACGCUCGACAAGCGUUCGGCACAGACCAGCUUGUCGCCCCGAUCCAGCCACUUAUCACGGCGACCAUGAAUCCGUUUGGAGUUCCCCGUUACCCUAUACCUAUGGAUUUGUGUCUUUUCAUUCGACCCUCCGGAUCGCCUUUUACCUUCGCACCAACUGUCCUACGAAAACAGUCAGUUCCCGCGGAACCUGCGCCACGAGGUAGAAGGAGAAAAACCGAAAAGAAGGAAUCGCAUGUGGUGAUGACACAUAAUGUGGAUGGCCAUAUGUUACAGGGCGAUAUUGACUUGGUUGGUAUGGAUACGAUGAUAAGGUCGAAAAUCUAUGCUGCUAUCGCGCUUGGCGAAUUUUUGUCGACGUGGGAUUCCGCCAAUGGGCCUAGCAUAUGGGAUCGAGUUUUACCUGCGUUGAAUUGCCCUGGCUCCACUUCCCAGCUAGUGGCAGCUAUGGUGAUCGAGGAGUAUACGAAACGGCAAGGUCCUUCUUCUCGCUAUGCCUCUCUCCUGUCCCAAUGGCUCAAUCCUUCGAUAGAGACUGAGCGGCCAUCGUGGUAUAGUGACAUUGCAUGCUACCUGCAUAUCGCAAGAGCGCAAUGCCAUUCACUUCUUAACACUUUCCGAGAACACGCGCAUGUUUCACAAUCUAGACUCCCAACUUUAGCUGUGGUAGUUCAAGGAGAUCCAGAAGCUGGACCGAACGCCUUCUCAAUUCAUGAUGCUGAGAAGGUUGUGGGCCCGGAUUUCGACAGGCUUAAGAAAGACCUAUCGCCAACCCAACGCGUCACUGCACUUCAAGUGUUGAACGACUCUCGCGCAAGCGCCCAAGUUGCUGUCGAUGAAGCCAAGGAAGUAAAAGAGCAACGUGAUAUGCGGGUUCGGGCUGCCAUUGCCGGCUCUUUGGUUGCCCUGCAGGAUAUACCCAAAAAGCCCAGCCAUAUUAUUAAAGCCAUGAUGGACAGUGUGAAAAAGGAGGAAAAUGUUGAGCUCCAGCAACGGUCAGCAUCCGCCAUCGCAUCCUUGGUGGAGUAUUAUACUACAGCUACCAAACGCGGACCUGUUGAUAAAGUCAUUGGUAAUCUUGUUAAAUUCUGCUGUGUUGACACAUCAGAAACGCCAGAAUUCCAUCACAAUGCCCACCUGGAGAAAGCUAUUCUAUCACUUCGCAAAGAAGAAGAUAGGAAAGAUCCAAUUGAUGCGGCCAAGUUUGAGAAAGAAUCACGAGAAGCUAGGAUUAUGCGCCGCGGAGCGAAAGAGGCUCUAGAGCAAUUGGCGACAAAAUUUGGAGCUCAGUUAUUAGAAAAGGUUCCAAACCUUGCUUUCCUCAUUCGAAAUGCCCUGAAGCAAGCUUUGAUGGGAGAGCUUCCAAACGACAUCAAGGAUCCGACGAAUGAGUUAGGACAAGAGACGGUGGACGGGCUGUCGACAUUACGUGCGCUAGCCCCCAAGUUUCACCCUGGCAUCUACCCCUGGGUUAUUGAACUUAUGCCUCUUGUUGUAAAAGCGUUGCAAUGCGAACUUUCCGUCAUUCGGUACGCUGCUGCUAAAUGCUUCGCCACCUUGUGUAGCGUUAUGUCUGUCGAAGGCAUGACAAUGCUUGUGGAAAAGGUCCUACCCUCGAUCAACAAUGCGUUGGACGUCAACUGUCGACAGGGCGCCAUUGAAUGCAUAUAUCAUUUAAUCCACGUAAUGGAAGAGAAAAUUCUUCCGUACGUCGUCUUUCUUAUCGUUCCGGUGCUUGGGCGAAUGAGUGAUUCAGAUAAUGACGUGAGGCUUUUGGCAACCACUGCAUUUGCGACACUUGUGAAGCUCGUCCCGUUGGAGGCUGGCAUUCCUGAUCCUCCCGGUUUGUCGGACGAAUUGCUCAAAGGUCGAGACCGGGAGAGAAAGUUUAUGGCACAAAUGCUUGACGUGCGCAAAGUGGAGCCUUUCGAGAUACCAGUUGGAAUCAAGGCCGAACUGCGAUCUUAUCAACAAGAAGGCGUCAACUGGCUAGCGUUUCUAAAUCGAUACAAUCUGCAUGGCAUUCUUUGUGACGACAUGGGCCUUGGAAAGACUUUACAAACGUUGUGUAUCGUGGCUAGUGACCAUCAUUUACGAGCAGAAGAGUUCGCCCGAACGCAGGCUCCCGAGGUAAGACGACUACCGUCUUUGAUUAUCUGCCCCCCUAGUGUUUCUGGCCACUGGCAACAAGAGAUUCAGCAAUACGCACCUUUCCUUAGUUGCGUCUCAUACAUGGGUCCGCCAGCGGAACGAUCAAAACACCGAUCACGACUCAGCGAGGUGGAUAUUGUAAUUACUUCAUACGAUAUCUGCAGGAACGAUAACGAUAUCCUGUUACCGAUGUCUUGGAACUAUUGCGUUUUGGACGAAGGCCACUUGAUUAAGAAUCCAAGGGCAAAAAUUACUCAGGCAGUGAAACGCAUCCAAAGCAACCACCGACUUAUUCUCUCUGGCACCCCGAUUCAAAAUAACGUUUUGGAACUGUGGUCGUUGUUCGACUUCCUCAUGCCUGGAUUCUUGGGAACCGAAAAGGUGUUUCUAGACCGCUUCGCCAAACCAAUCGCUGCGAGUCGGUUCAGCAAGUCUUCUUCAAAAGAGCAAGAAGCGGGGGCUUUAGCUAUCGAAGCUUUGCACAAACAAGUCCUUCCGUUCUUGCUGCGACGGCUGAAGGAGGAGGUUCUGAACGACCUGCCGCCAAAGAUAUUGCAAAAUUAUUAUUGCGACCCGAGUGAACUUCAGCGAAAACUCUUCGAAGAUUUCACCAAAAAGGAACAGAAAGAGUUGGCGAAGAAGAUUGGAAGUACCGAAAAAGAGGCAAAGGAACAUAUUUUCCAAGCCUUACAAUACAUGCGUCGACUUUGCAACUCCCCUGCCCUGGUUGUGAAAGAAGGGCAUAGACAAUAUCCAGAAGUGCAGAAAUACCUCUCGGAUAAACGCUCGAAUAUUCGCGAUAUCAGUCAUGCUCCCAAGCUUACGGCACUUCGCGAUUUGCUUAUAGAUUGUGGUAUUGGCGUGGACCCAUCUACUGAAGGUGAACUGACUACUGCUGCAAGCUAUGUCAGUCCACACCGUGCCUUGAUAUUCUGUCAGAUGAAGGAGAUGUUAGACAUUGUGCAAAACGAUGUUCUCAAAAAGUUACUUCCGUCUGUCCAAUACCUGCGUCUCGAUGGAAGUGUGGAAGCGACGAAACGUCAGAAUAUCGUCAAUCAAUUCAAUACGGAUCCUAGCUAUGAUGUUCUCCUCCUCACAACAAGCGUUGGUGGACUUGGUCUCAAUCUUACUGGUGCAGAUACGGUUAUUUUUGUCGAACAUGAUUGGAAUCCGCAAAAGGAUAUUCAAGCCAUGGAUCGCGCUCAUCGUAUCGGACAAAAGAAGGUGGUUAAUGUCUAUCGUCUGAUCACACGAGGCACACUGGAAGAAAAGAUCUUAAAUCUCCAACGUUUCAAGAUCGAUGUCGCUUCCACCGUCGUCAACCAACAAAACGCCGGUCUCAGCACCAUGGAUACUGAUCAGCUCCUUGACCUCUUCAAUCUCGGUGAGACAGCCGAUACUGCAGAAAAACCAGGGCAAGACUCCGGUCUUACCGGUAAUGAAGUCGAUAUGGUAGAUAUCGACGGUGAGGUUAAAGAAAAGGGCAAAAGGGGCUGGCUAGACGACCUGGGAGAAUUAUGGGAUGACCGGCAAUAUGAAGAGGAAUACAAUCUUGAUUCGUUUUUGGCGUCCAUGAAAGGGUGA